GCCCCCUAGAUCCACCGGAAUGCAGUGAAUCCCCCUCUCAUCUCAUGUAGGUCUUAUUUUAUUUUAUUUAUUUAUUUAUUUAUUUUUUAUCGUGCUCUCUCGUUGUGAGAUGAGAUAUACAUAGAGUUAUAUUAAUAAAGUGUCCAUCGGACACUUGGGAAAUUCAACACCCAAAAUAAUUAUAAAAGUAAUUUAAAACACUUCUAAAAACAGGUAGGCUGGCUUGAGAUGGGGGGUGGUUAUUGUUGGGUACAGUCACUAAUAUAGUUCUCAGUUUGUGUCAAACCAAACAAAAAGUUUCAUUCGAAACUGGUAGAUGGUACCAUGUGCAUACUGGCACCAUAACCACAACUGUGGGUUGCAAUGGUUAUUGUGGUUAGCACAGAUACAAAUACAUACAAUAUGUGGAUCGCACUCCUUAAAAUCUCUAAAAGAGAAUAAAAACAACACAAUAGUGUAAUACAGUAAACAAAUGGAUAUCCAGGGUAUAAAUGUAGAUGAUCAGGUACUCACAAACUGAGAGCCAAACAAGAACAUGUGGCUCUCAUGGAAAUAGCGCUGGGACUAUUUGUAGGAUGUCCCCUUCCUUCUGUGGAUCUUCCAAUGACCAGAAAGAACAAGCAGAAAACAUUUACUUGGAACAGUAAAGUGUUUAUUUAUCCCAAUAAAGGCAGGAGCAAAAAUAAGGGGAGUAUCUCCAAUAAAACUUAAAAUAGUCCAGUAUAGUAAAAAAAGAGUCCAAAAAGGAGUCUCUGGGUUACCGACUUCCAGUAAUUUGUUCCAUUAUCCAUUUUGUUCCAUUAUCUAUGUCUUUGAUGGUGUAUUCCCUAUUCUCUAAAUAUGACAUCAUAAAAAUUAAAGAUUAACACUGUAUAUAAAAAGGGGAUUAAAUUAAUAAAACAGUAAAAAGAAUGCAAUAUAUACAGUGAAAAGUGAUGCGAGUGCGGUCUAAACACCUGAGUGGGGAACCCCUUAUACCACAUUUAAAAUGAAGCACAGAUACAAAUACAUACAAUAGGUGGAUCGCACUCCUUAAAAUCUCUAAAAGAGAAUAAAAACAACACAAUAGUGUAAUACAGUAAACAAAUGGAUAUCCAGGGUAUAAAUGUAGAUGAUCAGGUACUCACAAACCGAGAGCCAAUGUGGCUCUCAUGGGAAUAGCGCUGGGACUAUUUGUAGGAUGUCCCCUUCCUUCUGUGGAUCUUCCAAUGACCAGAAAGAACAAGCAGAAAACACUUACUUGAAACAGUAAAGUGUUUAUUUAUCCCAAUAAAGGCAGGAGCAAAAAUAAGGGGAGUAUCUCCAAUAAAACUUAAAAUAGUCCAGUAUAGUAAAAAAAGAGUCCAAAAAGGAGUCUCUGGGUUACCGACUUCCAGUAAUUUGUUCCAUCCUAACAUGAAGCUGGGAUCUUCCCUAUCAAAAGUGGGAUCUUUUUCGAACCUGAGCCCUCUCUGGGUGAUUUGUUCAUUUACAUAUUUUUUGAGCGUAGCUACUUCCCAUUUUAUUUUCAUCUCUCGAAUUUUUAUGAUGUCAUAUUUAGAGAAUAGGGAAUACACCAUCAAAGACAUAGAUAAUAAAAAUGAAAUUGAAUAUACUAAUUCUGACACUUGUAAGAACCAUUUAGAAAGAGCUCUCAUUCGAGAGCCACAUGUUCAUGUUUGGCUCUCGGUUUGUGAGUACCUGAUCAUCUACAUUUAUACCCUGGAUAUCCAUUUGUUUACUGUAUUACACUAUUGUGUUGUUUUUAUUCUCUUUUAGAGAUUUUAAGGAAUGCGAUCCACCUAUUGUAUGUAUUUGUAUCUGUGCUUCAUUUUGAGUGGUAUAAGGGGUUCCCCACUCAGGUGUUUAGACCGCACUCGCAUCACUUUUCACUGUAUAUAUUGCAUUCUUUUUACUGUUUUACUGGGUUAUUGUGGUUAGUUUGCUUCUUUUGAGCACUAAAGUCUAUCUAAAAGUUUGAUGUGUGUCAUUAUCUAUGAAUAUCUGUGACAUUUUCUGCUCAGUUGAUCCUAAGUGAAAUGUGGAUGUGAUGAGCAUUAAAUAAUGUUCUGUUGAGGUAGCUAUGGCACCUAAUUGGAAAAUCUGCCAUUUAUGUUGAUGUUGUCCACUUUAGUAAGUGCUAAAAGUGGACUGUACCAGUGGAGCGGCACAAGAGUAGCAUGUGGACCUUAAACACAGAGUUGGAUCAUGAAAACCUGCGGACACGUUUUAGCUGUAGGAUAUUAACGAUGUUUAAUGGCUACUUUUUAAUGACAAGUAUGGAAAUGUGCCUUUCUUGGCACUUUAUACAUGGUGAUAAAAUAAAAAAAAAACAAGACCAAUAAUCACGUUUACAUUCAGAGCUUUUUUGUAGCCUGUGAACUCAAAAGUCAACUAACAAAUAACAUCUUAAACUCAAGACGAGAGGAUAUUUGUUUGGUAAAGUGAGUGAGGAAAUAUGGCUGGGGCACAGGGAUAUUAGGCUCAAGGAGCCUGGUUGUACUUAUUUAUACUACGCAAUAAAGGACUAGCAAGUAGGUAUAGCAAUAGGUAUAUAUAUUGUAUUGUGUAUAUAUAUUAUGCUGAAUCUACGGAUUUCAUUUAUAUAUAAAUUAGGUUUUAACAUAUUAUGACAUUUACAUUUAUAGAUAGUUUUUGUAUUUACAGAAUAUAUUUAGCUAUAUAUUCUGUGUGCUGUGAUAUUCAGUACCAGCCCUGCCACUGGUGAUAGUGAUAAAGUAUUGUUUGUUUUAUUACACCUGUAUAAUAUCUGUUCAUCAGUGAAAGUUCAUCCUUGUUAAUGUUGGCUCUCCGGGCGUUCCCUGUUUCUUUUAUUUAACUUUGAGAGUGGUAGGUCCUGCUGCUUGUAACAGGUUGAAAAAAAGGAGGGGCACAUGCAUUUCUUGAAUAUUUGUUUUACUCACCCUGCAGUUAACAAUUCAAGUUGUUAAGCACUUUCUGCUUUCUUUCAAGCUGUCAGGUUGCAGUGGUAUACUUGUGUGUGGUCGUGUGUCACAUUAUAUUAUUGUACACACUCAGUUUUGGAAAAGACUUGCAUAUUGUCACAUAAGAAGUUCCAGUAGCCGGACAAGAUGCCCUAUAUUUACCAAGAUCCAAAUAAGAAGGAACCAAGUGUUCCUGAAACAGCUAGAAACAUUCACUCAUCUGGCAAAAGCUAUCAAGAAAUUAAACAAGAGUGUCUACAGAAGGGGACUCUGUUUGAAGAUGUUGACUUCCCAGCUAAUGAUGGUUCUCUUUUCUUCAGUGAAAAACCCAAUAUCCCAUUUGUAUGGAAAAGACCAAAGGUAAGAAAAACCAUCAGUGCAUUCUGCAUCAGUUUGCUAUUACUCUAUUUAAAAAUUAUUUAUCAAUGGUCGAAACCAGGGGUGCCCAAAAGGUAGAUCCCCAUAUGUUUUAGAAUUACAGCUUCAAUGAUGCUUUAUCAUUCUAAAGACAUGCAAAACAUCAUGGGAGAUGUAGUUCUACAACAUCUGUGGAUCUACCUUUUGGGCAUCACUGUUCUAAACAGUGCAGGAAUCUUAGAAAGAGGCAGGGUAACUCCAGGACAAUUUACGUGGUGCCUAGGACUUGUGCCAAUAUGGGCUGUGCGACCUACAGAGAACUGUCAAUAUGUAUUUUUCUCUUAGAGUUGUGAAUUAACUGUAUAUGAACAACAAUUAAAUAACUCGGCAUGGGCUUGGGCUCUGCAAAUCAGUUUUUAACUAUUGAGAUUUGAAAAAUUAGGUGUAUGUACAUUCAAUGUGGCUUAAAAUCUCCAAAAUGUCUGUCAACUCACCACAACUCACACUUUAGUGGAUAGUUCCCAUAGUUAAAUUUGAGUUAAAGCAAAACUGUUACAUGUGGUGUUAAACUUUUUUGCAAACAUCACUCAAGAUGGCAUGUUCGUAUUCAUAGUGAUGUCUGGGGGAAGAGGGGAAACGUAUAUAUACUUACCUAAUUUUCUAUAUGUGAUACAAAAUUUUCUUCUUUAGCUCUUGAUUGUUCCUUCUGACAGGAACUGUGUCAUUGGCAUGCUAUAGCACAAAAGUAAAAAAUGGCGGAUCUAUGGAAGAUUCUAUAAGAUUUUGAGCAUGUGCAACAUAGGCUAAUUGUGGUUGCCAAAUCUAUUUCUAACUUAAUUUUUUGUAACAAUUCACCUAAAAUUGUCCCCCCAAACAUUGUCCAAAUAAGUCUUCAUCCUGUCUUAGGAUAUCCUUUGAUAGCAUUUGAAUUUCAGUUGAAAUUCCCCGUAGUCUUUAUUGGUUUUCAUAAAGAUUCUAUCUUUACAAAAAGAACUCAAAUGUGGCAGUGCCACUUUAUGUAAAUCAGUUAAGAAGAAUGUCAUAGUAAAUGGAAUUAGUUCCCUUUUCUGUCUGAAUGCAAAAUGUAUAUAUUUGAUUGAUUUAAGGAACAAGAGGCAUGCCGGAUUUAAGCAUUGAAUAAGAGGAGGUACGAUGGUUAAAUAAUGGCAUCAUGCAAGGUUAUUUGGUAAAAUGAGUGAGGUUAUUAACACAUAAAUGUCUUGGAGGAAUGUGAUUAUUUCUCAUUUAGGGAGAUCCAUAGACUAAAGGUAACUCCCUGACUGCAUUUAGGUAUUACUGAAACUACGUUGUUAUUAUUAUUACAAAUGUAGUCAUAAUGCUAUAACAUAUUAUGCAGCAUGGUGUUUUGAGUUAAUUAGAUUGCCUGAAGAGGAAAUAGGACGAGAAGAAUAAUUGUAAAAAAAAUAACGACGUGGGUUGUGCAGGAGGGAUAAUGAUGAAUUACCAGAAAAAGAGAAGGAAGGAUAAUAUAAGUAUAAGGUGAUCCAAGCAAAACAUGUAACAUGAAUACCCAAUCCUAAUAUAAAAUAAAGCAUAAUAAGGAGUAGGUGGUGGGCUGUUUCAAUAGCAACUGUGGACUGUGGGCUGGUUGGUGAAGUUUAAAAAUGGUAAGCACUAAACACUACCCCCAAAAUGUGUCUCUGACGCCUGAUAUUUCUGAUCUGAUAACAUGUAUUUAGCAAACAACAACAUUUUUAAGAGGUCCACCUCCACUCCCUGAUGCUAUUAAUCAAUGACAUUUCCAUGAGACAGGACAAUAUGCAAACCUGUUUUUGAAGGUAUCUAUUAUCUGACAGCCUAAGGCAAAAACCAAUAGGUCAUGUCUGAAAUCUUGUUUUUUGUUGUUUUUAUUUUCUUAUUGAAUGAAGAUGUUUAUUGGUACAAACUCAUAAGCAAUAGAGAUACAAGUCAUUGUGAAAUUGUCACAGAAUACAUAGAAGAGUAUUGAGACAUUAAUUAAAACAUAUGUCACAUAGUAUGUAACGAGUUAGCGUGUGGGUACAUAUGAGCGUGCAGUUUGAUACAAGGUAUGUUGGUUACUACCAAAUCAAUCAUCUGGCAAGUUGAUUGCUCUUUGGCAGGUGGACUUUAGAGGGGGGAAAAAUAGGAAGAGAAAAAAGGGCCUAUGAAGAUGUGCACUGUAUUUGAUCCAUCUGUUUUGAAGAAAAAUAGGGUAUUGAGGGAAAUCUUGUUUUUAAGACAUAAUAUUAGCAAAUUGGAAUUGACAUACAGCAUUGGUGUUAAUAGAGCAUGUUAAAAACUAUACCAGUGUAAAAACUGCCCACCAAUCACAUUUGAUAGGUAAAAAGAGUGCCAGAAUUUGGCGAAUUACACAUUAUACCAUCACAUGAAUGCUAAUAAGGACAAUUAAAGAGACCCUCAAGCUUCAACAUUGGAUAAUCACCGAUCCAUGUGACCUAAGGGAAGGACCAUAAGGGAUUUAAAAAUGGAAGAUUCUUAGAACCAUACCUACAGUUGACUGAAGAAGCUCUUCAAGAGUGAAACGUAUUUUGGCUACCUUUUAGAACAUUUAUUCUUGUAAUUAUCAUUAUUUUAUAUUAUAUGUUUAUAUUAUAAUAAAUGUCAUUAUUUUACAUAAGUCCUUUGGAGCCUCCAGGAAUCUUCAUAGGGGUAGUGCCAUCCCCACAAAAUUGGCACAAUACCUUCACACCUCAGAGCCGGGAUUGCUAGGCUCUGAAUAAGGUGAGCACCUCAUUUUAUUUCCACCUUUCCAUCUGGUUUCAACAGACUACAUAUUGGUUUGUCUCUUUUAGGCUUUCUUUUUGAGAUUUAUCCAACAACGCAUUGGAGGUGUGAUACUGCCAUAAAAGCAUACCAGCUUGAUUAAGGAGCCAGUAUUCAUACACAGGCUCCUUUAAAUGUGAGAGUCCUUAACUGUGUUCCACGUCACGUACCAUCUGCACUAUACUGUAUUUUUUUGUCUUUUAUCUUUUAAUCAAGUUUAUCUUUUAAUCUAGUUACGCGGGUUAAGUUUACCUCACUUAUGCAUUUUCUUUAUUUUCUAGCACUUCACUUAAAGGUGUAGGUCCCCACUUACAUCAUUUUACAGACUAGUGAUAUAUAUCCACCUACCUCAAAUCAUGAUAGAUUGCAAGCUCAAUUUAUCUGAGAACCAAAUGGAUCGCACCAUUUGGUUUGUCUGAAUCACUUUCCCGAAACAAAUGCAUGGCCGAAAUUUCUCUGUGCACAAGUCUAAAACAUAUAUGGGCGGUUUGAAUGCGCAUGCGGCUUUUGCCGCGCAUGCGCAUUUGGAGCUGAAAGGGGGAUCAGGGCGGAGGGAUCCCCAGUGCCAAGGGAGUCCGGCGCUGGAGAAAGGUAAGUGCUAAAGGGGUUUUAAACACACACACACACACUCUCAUGAACAGACGCAUACACACUAGCUAACAGACACACACAUUUACUGACAGAGACACACUCAGUGACAGACAUACAUAAACACUCACUGACAGACAGACACACAUACACACUCACUUACAAAACAUACACUCUCACUGACCAACACACUCACUAACAGACAUCAGACACACACAGUUACACUCACUGACACACACACUCACUGAUACACAAACUAACACACACACUGACACUCACUAGCAGACACACACAAACUAACACACACACACACAAAAACUAACACACUCACUGACACUCCCUAGUAGACACACACACAGUAACACACUCACUGACACACAAACGAACACACACACUGACACUCACUAGCAGACACACAUCCAAUAACACGCACACACAAAAAAUUAACACACACACACAGAAAAAUUAACACACACACCGACACUCACUAGCAGACACACACUCAAUAACAGACACACACAAACUAACACACACACACAAAAAACUAACACACUCACUGACACUCACUACCAGACACACACACAGUAACACACACACUGACACAAAAUCUAACACUAACACACAAACACAUGUUUUUAAAAAAUGUGAUCCCCCAGCCUCCCUACCUUUGGGAGUGCUGAGGGGAUUCCCUGGGGUCUAGUGGGGCUGCCCGGCGACCGGUCCUGCAGGCGGUGAGGGAGCACUCAUCCUCCUGUUUAGUUCCCUCGCGCGCCGCGUACUGAUGCCGGAGCUGGAAUGACAUCAUAUUCCGGCUCUGGCAUCAGUGCGGUGCACGCGAGGGAGCUGGGCAGAGAGCGCUCAGGGGAGAGUGCUCCCUUGCACGCCCGCAGGACCGGCCGGUGAAAGCAGGGCCAGCCUCAGGGGGCCCUGCGGUGGCCAGCUCCUGGGCCCCCCAGGAGAAGAGGCUGGCCACACUGGUGUACAUACUGGGUCGCAGGGCGUCCGGGACCCCGAUAUAUAUGCCAGUGCCUGCAUUUGCCCUUUUCUAACUCAAGAUACAAUUAAGGCACUUAUCCAUGAACUGAUAAUUUCAACUAUACGGCUAUUGCAACUCGCUACUCAACAGCCUUCCAAAUCCUAUAUCAUUUCCUCCAGUGGCUGCUGCACAGAAGGAAAAUGAGAACCACUGGACCCCAGGUAUGGAGAUGAAGCAAGGUUUCAGAGGGGAGAAUGGACAUGAAAAGGCAGGGAUGAUGGACAUGGAAAGCGGGCCUGAUAGACAUGAAAAGAGGACAAGGAAAUAGGGAAUGAAAAUGGAAAUGGAGAGAAUUUACAUUGAUAAGGGGAAAUGGAAUCUAGGUUCUUCAUCAGACAUAAAAAGGGGGAAAAUACAAAGGGGGGUAAUGGACAUAAAAUCCUGAACUCGGUUUGUCUCUUUUUGUUUGUUUCUCUGUCUGACUGUAAGCAAAAUAUUGUAGUCAUAUAAAGGAUUGGUUAAUGGAUAUUUUGCCUUUAAUAUUGGUGCUGUUGGCAUCUUAUUGUACUUAUUCUUGCAAUUUAAAUGAAUUUUGUAGUUUCAUGUUUUAUGCUUUAACUUUUUUCUAUAUAGCUAUUUUUUUCAAUAUAUAUAUAUAUAUAUAUAUUUAUUUCAGGGGAAGGUGGAGGGUGUGUGUAGCUGGUCUUCCCUAAGGUGAAAAAUGCUUUACUGUGAUACUAUUAAACUGCAACCUCUGCUAACAUUGUGGCAGCCCCUCAUAAGGUUGAUUGAGCAUCAUGGAAAAUGUGGUUCUCAAAUAUCUAGGGCAGGGGUGCCAGCAUUAUGGCUGUUAUAGCAUUAUGGGAGAUGUAUUCCACAAUAUAAGGAGUGCCUACCCCUUGGAUGACAAGGUUAGCCAUAGCUAUUGUUAAACAAUGCAUCAUUACACUGGUGGCGGCUGUGAUACUUAUGUUUAGAUUAGAGGAAAAGCUUAAGAUAUUAUAGCAUAGUCUGACUUGUAAAGAAAUGAUCUGCAAAUAUUUAAUUGUAUAUUGAGGUGGUGUGUCUUGGAGUUAUCUCAAAGUCUGCCCAAGUCUUACAGCAUUGUACUGGUGACUAAAAUUUGAAUACACAGUAAAGCAUUUUAUAUCUAGGUGUGGUUCAUUACAGAUAGCUGUUAGCAUGUUAAUAGUGUAGCUUGAGAAAGUUCUAGACCAAGCACUGAACUGGGCUAAGCGUAAUUAACCUUGUUCGAAUCUUGGCUCAUUGGUCUGUGUGAAAAUGGUAACUGUAAAUAUGGGAACCUUAGCAAUAUUUUAUUACGUGCUGUACACACUGACAUAUUGUGGAUACAGACCUACACUUAGGUUAAAGAAAUGAGCUUUGUUUGACUAUCAUGUGGAGUUUUAUGGGCUGUCUUGUAUUAUGUGAGGCAUUUAAGGUUGCACUGCUAAUCGUGAAGUUAUUACAGUUUUUUUGCAAAGACACUUAAAUUGACAUCAAGGUCAAAUUUACAUCACAAGCUCCUGUAGGCACAAAAUUCCCUAGUGCUCCACCAAUCCCUCCCCACCCAAACUAAUAAAAAAAGGUUCUUUAUUACCUUUGAAGAUAGCAAUAUAAGCAAUCUAAAGUGUUAAUACGGGGCCAAGAAGUAGCUAACAAAGUUAACAGAAGCAACAAUCAUUACAAAUUGAAAUCAGAUUCUGAGUAACAACCCCAGUCCUGCAGCAUUGUGUUUGUCUGUUGUUGGCGUUUAAAUGCAGGACUGUUUUUGUGUACAGAGUUGGAGUUUGAAUGCAGGGUUGUCUUUGUGUGAUUGCAUACACCAAUAUGGUGUAUUCCCACGUACAUAUCCACGGCCACAUACACACACAAGGGCAUAUUGCCAUACACAGAAACGCCACACAGAUGCAACAGACAGAACACACACACAGAUUGACACACAUGCACAGUAACACUGACACAUCAGACUGACACACAUACACAGCUUCAUACACUGACGCACUCAAACACCCACACAUAUGCAUAGAUACAUACACUAGCACACAUGCACAGAUACAUACACUGACAAAUAGAAAUACUUACAGACCUGCACAGAUGCAUACACUGACACACAAACACUUACACACAUGCAUACAAUGAAACACAUAGAAACACUUACCCUCUCUAUCAGUCCAAAUGAGCCUGCUUAUGCCCUGCCUCCAUCUCUUGCGUGGCGAGACCUCUCAGCACCGCUGGCCCUGGUGGUCCAGUUCUGCAGUUACUGUUUUUGUUUCCCUGGUGGUGCGGUGGUGAUAUGUGCCUCCCUUCCGGUAAUUCUGUAUGAUAUUCUCUUAUUUGCAGUUCUGACACUCACAAUUGAGGCAGAAGGCAGGCUGAAAAUCCUCUUAGCCACGCUCUGACUCACUAACUGAGCACCGGAACAGCCAAGGGGAGGAUAUUAUGGAGGGUUUCCAGAUGGGGUGCAGAGCAUCACAUAUAACCACCGGACCACCAGAGACCUGCCUGAGGAGUGCAGCCGGCACUGAACUCCUUGCAGGGCAGCAACACACAAGCAAACUAAGUAGAGUAAGCUGCCUGCUGCUGCCCUGCUUGCACUUUCCAUCCCAUUGACAGGUGGAACUCCAGGGCCUGGUUGCAGUUGCGGGUUUUGGGACCCUGGUAGUUCUAAUAUUUGACACAGCAUGUGUCUCAGAUCUCAGCUACAGAGUGGCUAAUCCCUCCCCCCCUCCCAUUUUCUAUAUUACCCAUUCUCCAGAACUAGAAUAUUAGUAUUUCUAAACCAUUGCAAAUAAUAUUUUGCCACAUAAAAUCUGGUGGGCGCUGCCCCAAGUGCUCCUAUUGACCAGCCUCCACUGGCCUUGGCUAUUAAAAUUAAAGCAUAUUUAUUAGAAUUUUGUUUUUUAAUCAUAAAUGUUUUUCACAAAUCAAAGUACUACUUAACUAUAUGUAUUAGGCAAACACAAGAAAAUAAAAUAUGGAGAAUAUAACCUUUUAUUGUCUAUAUCUUACAUUUUACUAGCAUACCAUGCAUUUUUUGGAAAGGCAAAAUUCUUUCUAAUUUGAAUCCCUCUGUAAUUCAGUAGAUAUGGUAAACUCUACCUAAACCAUCCAAGAACUCGAGGUUGCUGCAGGGAUCUGCUGCAGUUGCAGCCUAUGCAUGUAAUGGGGCCUGGCAAUGGUGAGAGGCUCUGAGCUUUAAUGAGUGACCAAGGGAUAUAUUUUGUGCUGAUCUUGUGCUUGAGAUGUUAAUUGAAACUAUGUGUAAAUCAUUGAAUGCAUUCUGGCAAUUCUUCUUGUUCCCUAAAAGAUCAAUGUGUCUCCAUCUUCCUGGUAUGGUGUUUAUCAUAAUGAUAUAUAAGGCCAUUGAGACCCAUCACAUUGGUCCUACUGUCAUUAAUACAGAAUAGAACAAAUGGAUGUCUAAAGAUCUGGUGAUCUCAAUCAUGAUUAAUUAGCUUCAAAACAGUUUCUUUCCUACUCUUUCUAUUAUAAUUUUUCCACUAUAAAAAUCUUUGAUAAUUAUUGUUAGUAAUUAUCUAAACCGAACUUGAGCCUAAGCAGCAUUAAGAACAGGGAGAAGGUGGGGUGUUUCUCAAAGUGUUACACUUGAAGAACACUUACUGCAAAAUUAAAUGUAGUAAUAUUUACAGGUACGUUAGCAGGGCAAAGCAAUGACCUCAAUCACUCAUCUAUAGAAAUUGACUAAUAAAACAAAAAAAUAAAAACAUGUUUGGAAACCUUUAUGUAUGCAAAAGAGUGAACCAAACUAGCAUUUAAAUGUCUAAACGAAAUCUAGACAAUUGCAAUGCAGCAAAGAAUACCUAAUAAUUUUAAUGCAAACUAAUUUGGUUCUACUGAAGGUGGACAAAAUGUCCUAAACGAUGUUGGUUGCAAAUAUUUGCAUAUAUUUGCCUUUUGUAAUGUAUUGUGUUGUAUGUUUUAAUAAGGAAACCACUGACUGAGAUGAUUUAGGGUUUAGGGGGAAUGCAGGUUACAAUAUAUAGAGGUUUCAGUAGAUACUUGCAUAACAACUGGAGUUGCAAGGGGUACAGUUCCAGCCAGACCCAGGAGCUCUUUACUCUCAAAUUGCAUGAGCAGCCGGAAAGCAACCUUUGAUCUCAUUGACAACAGCAGAGAUCUUCAGAGCCUUUUCCCUUUGUGGCUAAGGCUCAUAGCUAUGACAAUGGCAUGCCGCAUCAAAUUCAGUGUAUGUAACCUAAUGAAGUGGAGCACACACAGAAAAGACACUAGGCCAUGUUUUACUUCCAUGGAGAGAUAAAGGAUAACUUAGUACAAAUAGGGACCAUAGUACAAAUAGGGAAAAUUAUGAGUUGGUAUCCUCCAAAGCACACCUUCAACACUCCAGCCAGCAUAUAGACAUUCCUGUAGGAAAUGAAAAGGAGUCUGGACCUACAAUGGGGCAGACACUGUAUAAAUUACACUUGUGCACAUCUGAAAAUUUUUAUUCAGACGAAUCACUUCAUCUGGAAAAAAUAGUUCCAGUAAUCCAAUAGUCGCCCAUGUGUUGGCAUGGCUCAUCUGAAAAAUGUAUAUUUUUGUCACCAAAAAUGUAACUCUAAAUCAAACAAAAAUACUUGUCCAUUGCACAAGUCGUUUCUUUGGUUAUGUCCAUAUGGCGCUUCAGAGUUACGGAAUUAGGACGAAUAUGCAGUUAUUUCCUGUUUACUACCUGUGUAAUGCUCCCACAUUUGAUUUAUACUUUUUACAUGUGAAUUGCUUAGAGAAACUUAAAUAAUAAAAAUGCUAAAUAUGAUGCAGUGUAAUUGUUAGAAUUUCUGUAACUGGUGCCUGCUGAUAUAGCAUGUCACCUCUUAUUUGACAAGCAGGUGUUGAAGUUGAUACCAUAUCCUGUUAAACCUGCUUUUAUGCUUUUGCAUGACUCACUAAUUAUAUGUGCACUUGCUGCCUGUGAAAUCAAUAUAUACCCAAUGUAUUUCCUACUAGAUUGGCUACAGGAUUGGGGGUUAGUUUUAAAGGGUCAUUAAUGAUACAAUACUUGUAUUCUGUUCAUUCUGGGGGUUUAUUUGCUAAACUCCUAAUCCAGAUGGCUACAUUUAGAAUAAAAUAGUUUAUCUGAAAACAGUCUAGAAAAUUCAGCAAUAGAUGUAGUGGACCCCAGGUAACAGGUUAAAUGGCAGACUAUUUAUAAUGGGGGAGGGGUCAUUAUUGGCACCGUAAGUACUAUAGCAUGCUUGGAGUGUUUCUUUAACCCCUUAAGGACAGAUGUAAAAAAAUUAUAAAUAUAUAAUAUGACAUUUUAUUCUAACUUUAUUUUGAUUUUAAUAUAUAUAUAUAUACAUAUAUAUAUAUAUAUAUCAAAAUACACUUAGAAUGAUUUUAUAUAUACAUCUAUGUAUAUAUAAAUAAUUUAAAUAAUUUAAAAUAAUACAAAAUAUAUAUAUAUAUCCAUAUACAAAAUUACAUAAAUAAUUUCAUAAAUAUACACGUAGACUUCAAAUAUAUAAAUAUGUAUAUAUUUAAAUUCUACAUGCAUAUUUAUGUAAUAUUUUUACAUAAUUAAGUAAUGUUAUUGAUUGCAAUUUGAGGCACCUGCCUGACAACCCAGGCCGAAAGUCCAGAGAAUUUAAUGAUAUUGUCAGUGAAAGUGAAGUUUUUUGCAUUUUUCACACACAAACAGCACUUUCACUGAUGAUAUAAUUGUUGUGAUACAUUUUACUGUUUUGAAACACUAAUAUUUGUGUUCAGCAAAGUCUCCUGAGUAUAACAGUACCCCUUAUGUACAGGUUGUAUAGUGUUUUUGAAAGUUACAGGGUCAAAUAUAAGGGUCAAUUUUUUUUCACUUUUUCAAAGUAAAUUACAUGACAUGAUACAAAUAAUGGUAUGUAAAGAAAGCCCUUCUUGUCCUGAAAAAAAAAUAAAUAUAAUUUGUAUGUGAACAAUAAAUGAGAGAGCGCAAAAUUACAGCUAAACACAAACAUCACAAAAGUGUUAAAACAGCCCUGGUUCUUAAUAUACAACAUGGCCAAAACAGGCCGGUCCUUAAGGGGUUAAGAUAGUAUUCUUGUGUGAAUUACCUUGCACUCUUUUGUUUUUGUUUGUUUGUUUUUAUUUAAAUGCUGAUUGUAUUUUCCUUUUCCUCCUUUACCUGGCGCAUUUUCGUAUCAAAUCUUACAUAAUGUACUUGAUUGUGAUAUCUGUUUUGCAAUGUAUAUCAUCUAUGUGCCAUUGUUCUUUGCCGCUUUAAAACUUUAAUAUUUGCCAUCAUUAGGAACCCAUAAAAGUAUGUUUGGAUCUUAGUCAGCUCAAAGUGGAGUAUGGAGCAGCCAGGGGAAAGUCUUGUUGGCCAACAACUUGUAUAGUUUAGUUUUUUGUUUUUUUUGAAAACUAAGGAAGGUUUUGCUAAAAGGGGUUUUAGGUAAAACUGGACCCCAUAGUUUGAGAUAGUAAAUGUGAAAGAUAGCCAAAUGUUGCCAGAGGCUUGUGGUAGGGUUGUAUCUCUAAUUGGAGCUUUGCUAAAGGUAAAGAUGAUAUUGCAGAUAGUGAGGAUUGACAGACCUGUUGGAAAGACCUGGGUGUGUUACUUAGGAACAGAGUAAGAUUAUACUUUUGCGCCUGUAAAUCUAGUUUUGGUGUUAUAAAGAAAUGUCCCCAGGGUAAAUGUGAAAGGAAUGCAGUGUUUCUUUGAACAAACUAUUUUCAAAUUGACAAAGACCUGUUAUAAUAAAAGGAUUUAGUAAACUCUGAAUAUUUUACAUUGGAGUAGAUGGUAUGGAUGUUACAAACUAUGAGUAAUCAUUCAAAUAUGUAUUUUGUUACUGCAACUAAAAUAUAGUUAAAGGGAGUCACUAAACAGCAAGAUUAAAUCAUAUUGCAUAAAGAUUAUGAGACUAUAAAUGGAGAAAUGUUGCAUUAAUUGUCCAAAAUAUAAGCAGAUAUAUAAGCAUUAUUCAUUAUAGAGUAUAUCAGACAAAAGAAAACUGAUUCUUCGAUUAUACAUAUAUAUUAUUAUAUCUAAUAUGUUGUCUGAGCAUAGCCUUAUUCAGUUCAGUAGAAUAGGUGGUACAACCAGGGGUGGAAUUGCACCAGGGUACAUAGUCUUGUGGGGGACCUUCACAAUACAAUGAAAAAUAAUAAAACAAAUAAUUAUUUGUGCAUUUGUGUGAUAGAAUGUGUAUGUGCCUUUCAGUGAGUUUGUGUCUGUCAGUAAAUGUGUGUGUAUGUCUGUCAGUGUGUGUUUCUUCUGUGUAUAAGUGUGUGUAUCAGUCCUAAGUGUGUGUAUCAAUGUCCCUUGUGUGUAAAUAUGUGUUUGUCAUUGUGUGUGACUGAUAGUGAAUGUGUUUGUGUCAAUAAGUGUGUCUGUCAGUGUGUGCCAAAUCAGUGAGUGUGUCUGUCAAUGAGUUUGUCACCCAUCUUCUUCAGCCAUUUCGGCCGUUUAGACGCCAGCUGCGAUAGCCCCGCCCCCUUUUAUGACGCGGCGCAACUUCACCGACGUCAUGAUGUCACAGCCCGCCGAAAAGUUCAAACCAGGAUGUUUUGGGGGCAUGGACAUCAAUUAAAGAGCCAAGGUAUAAAAGGCACAAACAAAAAGAUAGAAAGAUGGGUGAAUGGGCAAUGGAAACUGAAUGUAAACCAAGUGCAGGCUAGCCUCUGUAAAUUGGACACUCCAAAUCCAAUAAUAAACAACAGGUAUAUGCAAACUAACAGGGUGCCACAAUCACUAAAUCGGUGUAUGCAAAGGGGAGAACCAAAUACUUAAAUAUAUCUGAUAUCUGGAUAAAAAUAAUAAUUUAUUAAUACAGAAUAAAUAAAAUAACAGCACAAUAAUAAGUGCUCAAACAUAUAAUGAACAGGAACCCAUAGGUAUAGCAGCUCACUAAUACAUAAUGCUGAACUGGGCAAUAAAGUGCAAAUGCUAAAGUGCAAAGUAUAGUAUGAAAGUGCAAAUGCUCGAAUACAAAGAACUAGUACCGAAAGUGCACCAAAUCAAUAACACAUUAGCAUACAAAUAGCCCAAAGAUAAAAAAGUAGACAGUCAGCACAGUCAGCACACAUAAACAAUAAAGCCGCUGAUACCACAAUGCAGGGUCCCAAAUGAUAGUCAAUGCUCAACGCGUUUCGUCGUCAGACUUCCUCAGGAGCUUCUUCCAUCUUCCUCCACCUUCUUCCUUUUAAAUCUGCCGGUCCGUCUGCCGGCUUCCGUGAUUGCGCAUGCGUUCAUGCGUCACCACGCAUAACGUCAUACGUCAUGACGCAUACAUGGCCGGUAUGCGCAUGCGCAACCACGCCGGAACGCAGAUAAACUUUAUUGUUCAUAUACACAAUCGCAUUAAGAGCGAUCUAUAAAAAGAACGCUCUAUAGAAAUGCAGACCGGAUUUACAGAACCUGCCUACCCCCCUGCUAACCCCUAAACAGAGGAAUACUAAAUAUACAGAGGGGGAAAUAUAAAUAAGACAGGUACACAAAAGGAAGAAAAAUAUGGAAAAAAUGUAUAAUACAAGGCAAAAAUUAAAAAAUAUAUAGAAUAUAAAAAAUAUAAAAUAUAAAAAAUAUACAUUAAGGAAAAAAGUGAUAAAAAAUGAGUCCAUUUAUAUUUCCACAAUAUCCAUCAUAAUAAAAUAAUAUAAUAUACAUAGACCUUACAAUAAUAGAUCAUCUAUAUGAUAAUAUCAAUAUAGAUGUACAUAAAUGAAAAAACAUAUCAGGGUGUGGACAGCGUCAUCCAAAAUUUUUUCCCCAAAUUUUUUUAUUUAUUUAUUUUUUUAAAUACACAUGAGUAGGGGUAAAUUUAAAACUGUAGAUGUAAAAAAUACAUAUACAUAAGGAUGAUAAUACUAAUGAUGAAAGAUGAAGGCAUAUAAAUUCAAAUAAAGUGCAAUAUUCACAUAUACAUGACUUAUUUCAACAUGUGAUAAAAGAUGAGGGCAUAUAUAUGCAUGCAAAUAAAAUGCAACAUAUAAUAACAUUAAAUUGAUCAAUAUAAAAAUCAAUAUAAAAAAUGUAUAUAGAAAAUGUAUAUAAAAAAUAUAUAUAUACAAAAUAUAUAUAUAAAAAUAAGUAUGUAUAAAAAACAAAUAAAUAAAAGACAUAAAAAGAGGUCAAAGAUAAAUCGUCAUUCAAUCAGUCUAUAAAAGCUAUUAUAUCCAGAUCAGUAUUCAUUCCUGAGGGAACAGAGGAUUUCAUUUUAUAUACCCACUCUGUUUCUCUCAUGGCUAACCUCUUUUCCGUAUCCCCACCUCUCCAGUGAGGUAAAACCAUAUCGAUCCCAAUACAAAUAAAAUCCUUAAAAUCAAAAUCUUUACAUGUAUUACAAUGUCUAGGUACACUAUGUUUCUCAUUUUUGUUCUUGAUCCCAUUAAAAUGUUCAAGCAAUCUAAUGUGUAAUUUUCUAAUAGUCCGUCCAAUAUAUUGGACCCCACAUUUACAUUGUAACAGGUAUACCACAAAUUUACUAUGACAGUUGAUAAAAUGUUUUAUUUUAAAAGUUUCUUUAGUCACCAUACUAGAAAAUUCUGUGAUCUUAUUCUUCUGAAAUUUGCAUGUGCUACACCUACCACAUUUGAAAGAAACCAUUAGGCCUUUCUAUUAAAAAAAUUGUCUUUUCACUCUCAACUGUUUUUUUAGGCAAAAUGCUAGGAGCUAAAAUGGUCCUCAAAUUAUUAGGUCUUUUAUAGAUUACUCUAGGGUUCUGAGAUAGGAUCUUUUUUUAAAACUUAUCUUGUAGUAAAAUAGGCCAAUUCUUCUUGAUAGACUUCUCUAUUAGGUUGGCUUUAUUACUAAAUUUUGUCAAAAAAGCAAAUUCAGACUGUUUCCCAGCACCCUUCUUAGCCUCUUUAUUAUUCAUUAAAAUAUCUUUCCUCUGGUAACCUUCUACCUGUUUUUGUGUAUUAGAUAGAAGUUGUUCUGGAUAAUUCCUAUCUAAAAAUUUCUUAUUCAGAACUUGGACUUGUUUUUCAAAAUCCUCUUUCUCAGUACAAUUCCUAUAUAAUCUCAGGUGCUGUCCUUUGGGAAUAUUUGUCAGCCAUUUUCAAUGGUGGCAACUAGAAAACUCAAUAAAACCAUUUCCGUCUGUCGGUUUAAAAAAUGUUUUACUAAAAUUUUUUUUAUCUUUUAUAAAAAGAGUAAGAUCUACAUAGUUAAUACACGUAUCAUGAAUUUCUUCAGUAAACCUCAGUCCAUAUGUUUUAGAAUUGAUAUAAGUUAAAAAUUCAGCUAAAAGACUUCUACCUCCUUUCCAGAUAAUUAAAACGUCACGGAUAUCUUCUCCAUUGCACCAGGUUCGCACCAAAUGGGUUGUUUCGCCAAAUAUGGUUCAACUCCCAAUCAGUCACAAAAAUAUUGACAUAACUUGGUGCGAACCUGGUGCCCAUCGCUGUUCCACAUGUUUGAAGGUAAUAUAACCCUUCAAACCAAAAAUAGUUGUGGAAUAGGAUGAAUCGGAUGAGAUCUAAAACAAAGGUAGCCUAUCCCUGAUUCAUAUCUGUAUCACACCUCAGGACAUUUUGUACCGCUUCAAUACCCUUCUCAUGAUCAAUCACGGUGUAUAAAGAGGUGACAUCGACUGUUACCCAAAGGUAUUCAUCUUUCCAUUCAAGACCUUCCAAUUCCUUGAUGAUCUGGACGGAAUCUUUGGUAUAUGAUUGAGCUAAAACCACAUAUUUCUGCAAAAAGAAAUCAAUAUACUGUGAGAUAUUACUUGUUAGAGAUAAUAGGUCUUCCUGGUGGGGAUUCCAAGCAUUUAUGUACUUUAGGUAAGUAAUAAAAGACAACUGUUUUAGGUGAGUUAAUAAAUAAGUAAUUAAACUCAUCCCUGUUUAUAAUCUCAUUCUUCAAACCUGUUGAUAAAAUACCAUGUAAUUCCUCUUUGAAUUUGCCUGUAGGAUUACUCUUUAGAAUUUUAUAGGUAUCCGAGUCACUUAGUAUCCUCAGUGACUCUUUCAUAUAGUCAACUCUAUUAAGGAUAACAAUACCUCCGCCUUUAUCAACCUGCCUAAUUACUAUGUCUUUAUUUUCUUUUAAUUCUUUUAAGGCUUGUUUUUCUUUCCUAGUUAAAUUAUCUUUACCUCUACUUUUAGAGAGUUUCUCAAAUUCACUCAUCACCAUUUCACAAAACACUGGUAUAUGGUCUCCCUUUUCCCAAGUAGGGAAAAUUUUUGAUUUAUUCUUUAAACCAGAAUGUACAAUUUCGGGUGCCAUAGAUUCAAUUGGGAUCACAUCCAUCAUUUGAUCACUCUGUGAGUCUCUAAAAGCAAUAACUCCAUCAUUUUUCUUUUCAAAAAAUCUCUUAAUAGUCAAUUUUCUUAAAAAUUUCUGUGUAUCUAUAAAAGGUUCAAACAUAUUGGGAUCUGUUUGUGGAGCAAAUUUUAAUCCUUUAUUAAAAACCUCUAAUUGUUCCUUAAUAAAAAUCUCUUUUGAUAAAUUAAAAAUGCCUUCAAUGCUCUUUUUAUCAUUUAAUCCGACAUUUCCCCUUCCUCUAUUUCCCCUAGUCCUCCUGUUGCCCCUAAAAGUCUCCUUUUCUUGGAGAGUGUUUGGAAAGUUUGUAGAGGGGAGAACCUUUUUCUGUGGGCCCAGACAUUUUGUCCUUGUUUGGGUCGAUUCUCUAAAAAAAUCUCGGAUUGGUCAUGUCUAUCUCUUGUUCUACCAUUUGCCACAUUACUCUGGGUAGAGGGUCUAUCUUUUACCCCAUUACUCUGGUUAGAGGAUCUGUCUUUUAUUCUGCUAUUCAUCACAUUACUUUGGUUAUCUUUUCGUCUCACCACCCUAUUUUGUUCCUCAUAGUUCCUGGUUUUCUUAACAGAUGAUUCUCCAUAAUCAUCUCUAUUCUUCUUAUGGGUUCUAGAGUCUCUAGGGAUAUUGUUUCUGUCAUGCCUUCCUCUAAAAUCUUCAUUAUAUUAAUAAGGUCUAUUAUUACGAUUAUUUCUAUUAUUUUGAGAGCCCCUAGGUCUCUUUUUUCUCCAUUCUCUUUGUAUGGCUUUUCUAUAAUCAUCUUUAUCUCUACUCAAUUUAUUUUCCUUAAUGUUUAAAAAAAUUUCUUCUAAUUUUUCUACAUUCUUAUUCAAUAACUUACUAUUUUCUUUUAUUGUUUCUUCAUCAAAAGCCAUAUUAAUCUCAGAUUCCACUGAGUGGAUUUCCUCCUCUAUGUUAUUUUAUUUAUUCUGUAUUAAUAAAUUAUUAUUUUUAUCCAGAUAUCAGAUAUAUUUAAGUAUUUGGUUCUUCCCUUUGCAUACACCGAUUUAGUGAUUGUGGCGCCCUGUUAGUUUGCAUAUACCUAAGGUAUAAAAGGUACUCACUUACAGUGUGUCAUUGCCCUGUCGUGGUUCUAGCUUGUCUGUUCCCUCAGUGCUAUUUCUGUGAUUGAUUUUGGUUAUUGACUUGGCUUUGUAUUCUGACUUUGCUACUUUCUCCUACCCUUGUACUCGGCUUGGCUUUCGCUUUCCUGUCUUCUCGUUCACUCGACCGCUGCUUGUUCCUGACCAUUCUUUGUUUGUGUGACGUUAGUCCGGCCACUCUAAGGUCUGGUAUACGUCUUUAUAUUUGUUAGUACUCUGCGUGUUGAAUCCCUGUCUCGAUCCUUACAGUAUGUGUGUAAUAUAUUUUCAUUUUGUGACUUUUAUACUUCAGAUUGUUCAUACACUCUUCCUUACAUACACAAUAUUCACACUAUAUCAUAGUUAAUUGAAAAACAUUCUUUACUAACUUUAAUUAGGCUUGUUUAAAGGCACACUAUAUGUCCCUAUAUGGGUUUAAAGGGACACUAUAGUCUCCAGAACAACUAGUUGUUCUGAUGAGUAUAAUAGUUCCUUUCAGGCUUUUUUCAUGUAAACACUGUCUUUUCAGAGAAAAGACAAUAUUUACAUUGCCUCUAGGGACACCUCCAAGUGGCCACUCCUUUUUUUUUUUUUUUUGACAAUCUUUGUUUAUUGAGAGAAUUUAGUUUUUUUACAUAGCAACGUACUUUGUGAUACAGACAAGAAAUAAUGGGAAGGGGGUGUACACGUUUGUAAGAUUGUAAAACAAGCUUUUACAGUUUUCAGAGCAGUGAUACAUAACUUUCCAGUGAUAUCAUGUACAUUUAAAUUACAUUUUAUUUUGCUUAUUGAAUGUAGCGAAAUUAGAGAUGGAUAGGCUCCUCACUAGUUCUAGGUGAAAUACCAGACUAUAAAGUGAGCGUGGUGGCCACUCCUUAGAUGGCCACUGGAGGUGCUUCCUGGGUCAGUUCUGUCCUAUAAGGAGGUCCUAAUUGGCCAAAAAUGGCAUUUGGCCACCCCCGUGCCAAUUUUUGCCAAUCCAAUGCUUUCCCAUAGAUUGGCUAAAAAUCGGCAGGCCCGCGCAGAGCUGGAAAUAAGGUGAGUUAAACUUUUAUAGGGGAGCUAAAUGGUGGGUUAAACACCUAAAUGGUGGGUUAAACACUAUAGCGUCAGGAAUACAUGUUUGUGUUCCUGACCCUAUAGUGUUCCUUUAACUUAAAAAUCAGUCUCUACACAUUUCAUUUGGAAUUUAAAUCAGUAGAAAUUACUUUCUCAAGGCAGGGUUACUUGGGAUUUUUUUUUUUAGACCUCCAGGAGUACUUCUCAAUAAAAGGUUGAGAAAAACUGCUGUAGAUAUGCCAAGAGCCAGUAUGUAAUGUCACUCCAGCACUAGCAUCACUACAGGGCAGACUGGGUAGCUGUGCAGUAAGAGCAUGAAGAUCAGAACAGCGCCCCACUGGUAACCAGGGAGGGAUCCAUUGUAGCUCUUCCAAAAGAGAGAGAGCGUGUGUUUGUGUGUGAAAAUGAGUGUAAUAAUGUAUUUGUGUGUCAGAAUAUGUGUGAGAAUGUGAGUAAAACCCAGCCUCCAUGCACAAUACAGACUGAACACUGUGAUAUGAUUUUCUAAUGAAUAGAUGAUUUGGUACAUAACAGGUAGAAUGUCAUUGUAGUGACAGCUGCCUAUUACAUUAUAAAUAAUGUUGGUAUGAAGCAGUAAUCAACCUCUUUUUAGAAUUAGAGGGUCGCUGCUUGGUUUGAAGUUUAUUACAUUUUCUUAUCCUGAGGUUUAGCAGGAGAAGACCAAGCAUUUGUCUGAGAAAAUCAAUGAGAGCCACAUUAAACAACCAUCUUCUUCUGCAGCCAAGUCAAGGAUACAAGAACAUUUAUUCAAUACUUUACAUUUGGUAAAGUGAGCUGUUUGCCAGCAUGAUUCAAGUAUCUUUCUACAACCAGAUGAAACUUUUGAUGAAUAAUAGCCUUGAGGAGAAAGUUCUAUUGUUAAUGCAGUAUAGAUUACAUAAUACUUGUUAGAAAAUAUCAUAGAGUAUGUUGUUAUGGACUACACUAGUUUUUGCUUUUGUAGAAAUGUUGUAGAGUACAAAGAAAAUUGCAUGAAGACAUAUAGUGCAAAUUGUGACUAGUCGCAAAUUAAUAUGGAAUGAUAAUUAAAGAAUGUUGUGAAUGUAGUAAUUUUUUGUCUUCUCUUCACCAGGAUAUUGCCUCAAAUGCUCAGUUUAUUCUAGGAGGUGCUUCAAGAACAGAUGUUUGUCAAGGUGAUCUUGGUAAGUUAUCAAUGUGGUAACAUUUACUUUUUAUAAAUAUUAACUCAAGCAUCUAAUUUCUUAAAGGCAGGGACAAAUUAUAAUUGGAGCUAAUGUAGCACUAGUUCCAGGUGCAUGCCUAGGGAACGGAUCCACUCUGCUAAAAUACUCUAAAAAGCAGGACUUGCAUAUCGCUAGUCUACUCCCAGGUCCAUCUUCGGGAAGGGAAUGGAAAAUAUACAAAGCUUUUGACCCGGAGGGUUCCACGUUUCUUGAGGCUCUGGGCCUUACAGAACUCAUACCAGUAGCGCUGAGACUAACUUCCAACCACUCCUGUAAUGUCACCAAAGGGACACACUUUGUACCUAGAGGGGACCUAAUUGUACAUACUUUAUUAACAAUUGGUCAUAGUUUCUCUUUAUUUUGUUUCACAGUUUUUUCUUCACAACUGCAAUAUCCUGUUUAUAACACUGUACCACCUUUGAAUGGUCAUAACAGUCAGUGGCGUCUCUAGGAUUCAUUUUUGGGGGGGCACAUGGUGGGCCAGGGACUAAAGUAGGGGGGCACAUUUAACCCCGCCCUCACUGUAGUUUUACCCGCCCCUGCUGCGUGUUAAGCCUCGCACCAAAAAAUUUUUUAUUUUUUUUUAAAUAAUCCCUGGUGGAGAAUUCAUUAUUUUCCACCAAGGAUUAUUAAAAACAAACACAUUUCCCUUGAUACAGUCCAUACACACACACACACACAGACUGCUGACCAUACACACACACAGACUGCUGAGUCCAUACACACACAAACUGCUGAGUCCAUACACACACAGACACACAGACUUCUGAGUCCAUACACACAGUCUGCUGAGUUCAUACACACACAGAGACUGCUAAGUCCAUACACACACACAGACACAAACAGACUGCUGAGUCCAUACACACACACACACACACACACACACACACACAGACUGGUGAGUCCAUACACACACACACAUACACAGACUGCUGAGUCCAUACACACAGACUGCUGAGUCCAUACACACACACACACACACAGACUGGUGAGUACACACACACACACAUACACAGACUGCUGAGUCCAUACACACAGAUACACAGACUGCUGAGUCCAUACAAACACAGACACACAGACUGCUGAGUCCAUAUACACACACACACACACACAGACUGCUGAGUCCAUACACACACACAGACAGACUGCUGAGUCCAUACACACACUCAAACACAGACUGAGUCCAUAAACACACACUGCUGAGUUCAUACACACAGACGGCUGAGUCCAUACACACACAGUGCUGAGUCCAUACACACAGAUAGAAUGCUGAGUCCAUACAUACAGACAGACUGCGGAGUCCAUACACACGCUGCUGAGUUCAUACAUACACUGCUGAGUCCAUACACACACACUGCUGAGUUCAUACACACACACACACACACAGACACACACACAAGCUUCCUCACUUGCAGGCGGACAAAGCCUUCCUUUUGCUGGUGGCCAGAUAUCCAUCUUCUUGCCUUUGCAGCAGCAGCAAGGUCUGCUGCUUAAUGGCAGGGGCAGGGCUUAUGUGCAGGGCGGAUCUUUGUUUGGGGGCGGGGCCUUGCAGGGGAGCCUGUCAGUGCUCCCUCCGGCCACAGACAGCCCCCAGCACCGUUCCAGAUGAGCUCCUCUGCCCUGCAUUCCCUCCCUCGGGCUGUAACACACUGUUAAAGCCCGAAUGAAUAGAAUGUAAGAACAUGGCCAGCAAGUUGCUGGCAUUUGGGGGGGCCUGUGGGGGGGCACAACAUGAUGUAGGGGGGGGCCAUGGCUCCCUCUGCCCCCCCCCCCAGCGACGCCACUGAUAACAGUGCAUGUGUUAUAGAAGGCUGCUAUAAUUUAUCAUAUAUAUUGGAUGUAGAUAAGAAUUUGUACAAUGUUAGGAUAACUCCCUCCCCACCCACUUUCCCAAAGGUUAGAGAUAUUGUUCAACUUUCAUCUAAUGUCCCAUGGACACAUUAAAAUCUUGCUUAUGCUGUUAUAGAAUCCAGAUUUCUCCUGUAGUUUAUUAGAAAAACAAUCAGAUGCUCUUAUUUUACUAGAUAAGACUUUGCUGUUAUGUUAUGUUAAAAUGUGUAUUUUCACAUUUCUUAUGCAAUUGAAUGAUGUGUUCCCUUAUACUGUAUGUUGUAUUACUUGCAAAGAUAUGUACUACUCGCAAACAUGUCAAAUAAAAUAAAUAAUACAUAGAUCUAUAAAAGAUAAACCAAGCAUUAAAAGAAAAUCAAGUGAGGCUUUUGCCUAUCUCGUUCCAUAUGAUAAACUCAGCCAAAAUACUUGUUAUUAUAUUUCACAGUUUCCUUUUCACCCCAAACAGAGAUACUGUAAUUAACUCUGUCAUAAUGUUCAUUUGCAGGAGACUGUUGGCUUUUAGCAGCUAUUGCUUCUCUGACUCUCAAUGAGAAGGUGAUGUUUAGAGUGGUACCUCCUGACCAAACAUUUGACUCUGGAUAUGCUGGCAUAUUUCACUUCCAGGUAUGUGUUUCUUCACAUUGUUUCUUUUCAAUUUGAUUUAAAUAUAUACUAAAACAGUGAAUUGGGCCGGUAACAAGACUUUAUGUCAUUGGGAGAGAGAGAGCAAUGUAUGUAGUCUUUAGAUAGUCCUGUAUAUAUGUAAUCUGUGGGACAUAAGUUGAAAGUGGGAAUGAUAUGGAAGAUCUGGGCAGAACACUGGCCUGCAGCCGCUUGUGAUACCUUGUAUAAAAAUGAAUAAUAUUCUAAAAGAAAGUGGGACAAUACAGCAGUACUGAUCUUACAGAUCAGUAUAGAGCAGUACAGACAUUGUACUGUAAUAAAGUCAAAAUUAUGUCAUAUCUUUUGUCUUCACUUAAAGGAACACUCCAAGUACCAUAACAACUACAUUGCACUCUCAGCCAAUGAGCACAGUCCUGCAUUGGACAUAUUUACUUCAGUAAAGGCAUCUAGCUUUUCCUGCAGGAGAGGACUAAAUGUGGGGCAGGUGUAUGGGUGGCCUAGAUAAAUUGUCAAACCAUCUUAAAAUUGGUUGACGGAUUACCUGGAGAGUGUGCCAGAAUACUCCUACGGAAUAUUUGUUUGGUGCUUGCAGUCUUCCUUUAAUAAAGUAAUCCGUUCCAGAAUGAGCAGGAAAGAGAAUUCUUUUUUUCCACUUAUUUGUCAAAUAUUUACCAGCAUGCAAAAUUAAAUCUCAAAAAAUCUCAUCAUAAAAAAAUCUGAUACUGUCUCCUUAAACAGUUUUGGCAGCACAAUGAAUGGCUUGAUGUUGUAAUUGAUGAUCGCCUCCCCACAUUCAGAAAUCGUCUAGUCUUUCUGCACUCAGCAGAUCUAAAUGAAUUUUGGAGUGCAUUACUAGAAAAAGCAUAUGCCAAGUAAGUAUUUUAAGGCAGUAUUUUUUGCAUGAUGAAUUUUUCAGGGAAUUGUAAGGUGUAUCUUGACCUUCAAAGAGCGUUAGUUCUAUGAAAAUUAGUUGUAGAAAAACAAAAUAUGCAUAAUUAUAUGUUGAAAUUACAAGUUGCAAACAUUCAUUCACCAUACUGUUUAUCGCCUUUUAAUUAUGAGGUUGAGACAUUAAUGGAAUAUAGGUUAUUUACACUUGAUAACUGUACAGAUCAGGAGAAACAAUUGAGAAUAAGAUAUUUAUUAUAAGGCUGAUGAGAUUGCUCAGUGGGCUAAUGCAUCAUCAGUAGAAUCUGUUCAAACCUUUGGGUUUGCAGGUUUAAUUCCUUGCAUUGUGAUUCAGCCCUUCAUCCUUUUCGCGGUAGAUAAAAUGAGUACCAUUAAAUUGAGUAAUGGCAACAUCUUCUGAAUGUUGGGAAAAAGUAUCCCCAGGAUGUACUUGGAAACCAGAGUAAUCUGAUUGUGCAUUUCAUGGUUAAAUACUUUAUUAUUUAGUACUAUAAUACUUAAAAAUCACACACACCUCAUUUUCCUGGACACUUCAGAUUGCUUUUUAUCAAUACAUAGUAGUGAUAAUCACAUUACAUAAAUGAGUUGGGAUAACAAUAAAUGUUGGUAAAAAUAUAUGGGCACAAGAAAACUUGCAACUUAGGAUACAAUGCCUUGUACUUGAUGAUACGAGACCUGGUUGCUUUGAAUUAGAGACCUUUGCACUUGUGGGAAUGAUGAUAUAGGGCACUGGGCCCACAUUUUAUCUUGGAUAGACUAAAACAGAAAACUAAUAUCAGCGGGAUUUCUCUGAAUGUGUACUACCUUUAUGAAAGCUAGACCAGCUCUGUUUAUUUUCACCAUUUUACAAUUUAUUAUAAAGCCCCUCAUUAGUGAUGUCCCGGACGGUUCGCCGAACGGUUCGCCCGCGAACGGUUCACCACGGACUCAUAUUGAGUAAACUUUGACCCUGUACCUCACAGUCAGCAGACACAUUCCAGCCAAUCAGCAGCAGACCCUCCCUCCCAGACCCUCCCACCUCCUGGACAGCUCACUAAGAAUGCAGCUUCACAAUGGAUGCUCUCCAGGAGGUGGGAGGGUCUGGAAGCGAGGGUCUGCUGCUGAUUGGAUGGAAUUUGUCUGCUGACUGUGAGGUACAGGAUCAAAGUUUACUCAAUAUGAGUCCACGGUGAACCGAUCGCGGGCCAACCGUUCGCGAACCGUUCGGGACAUCACUACCCCUCAUGUUACAGUAUUGACUCCAUCUCCUGAUUCCCAAUUAUCCUAUCCUCUGUUGUAACCCAACUUUCUAUAUUCUUGUGUUCUGCAUGUAUAAUAUUUUUUGCCUUUACUUAGCUACUUCUAUAUAUACACCUGUAAUUUUCUUUCCUCAACUUACAAUCAAGUAAAACAAUAAGAUAUGUUUGAGAUGUUUAUUGCCGAUCAUACACUUGUGGUCUCCAUGGAAGAGUCAAUACAUGACACAUCUGAAUAAGGAAAUUCCUUACUCAGAAUUGAUACAAUUUCUUGGUUACAUAAUCUAACAUAUAUUACUAAACAGAAAAUGUUUUUUAUGUAAUUACUCUUGCAUUUAAUUAAUCUUUCAGUUGAUUAAAACUAUGUUUUAUGAAUAAUUAAAAUCUGACAACACAUCCUUAUUUAUGCUCUGAAAAUUUGGUCCCACCAUUUAGCACUUUGAUUACAUAAUUCUCACACUACACCUUAUAGUCUAUAACCCUUUUAUGUAUAGAUAAGCAAUAUCCCACAUUUAUAUCAAGAGAUACAACCCCACUGUCACUGAUUUAGCUCACUUGUAUUCUUAUAGUAUUCUUGCAUCCAAGAGACUUUCAAAAAAUCUGUAAUAUUUAUUGUCUGUGAAGAAGUGUAUGUAUUUGUGUUUUUAUUUACUUUAGGCUGUACGGUAGCUAUGAGGCAUUAAAAGGAGGUAGCACUAUUGAAGCUAUGGAAGAUUUCACGGGGGGUGUUUCAGAAACCUAUGAAAAUAAAAGUGCUCCUAACAAUUAUUUUGAAAUUAUGGAGAAAGCUCUUAAAAGAGGGUCAAUGCUGGGAUGCUCGAUUGAUGUAAGUAGUUUAUUACCUAUGUAUUUUUUUCACUCAUAGAUACAACUGUUGUUUAUAUAAAUCUUGCACAGUAGGACUUCAAUAAUAUGUGGCGCACUGCAAUGUUUAGCAGACGAUCCACAGUACAUAAAAAACGUCAGUCUAGGGACUUCUUGGUAAACAACACAAAUUGCUAUUUAUUUAGUUAACAUCUCAGUUUGACAGCACAAACUUUCUUCAGAUCCUGAAGAUUAGUUAUGUAGACACCCCUGCUUCUCACCACCAACCAAACCAACGUCCCAAGGUUGCCAUGGUUAUAACAGGGUAUUACUUAGAUGAAUUUUGUUUGAUGCCCAGAAGAAGUGGUGCUGAUCACACAGCGUUUUCACCUCUGCUACUCGCCACCUGCCCACAUUGAAACUGAAGUAGGUGGGAGAGCAUCGGAUAAUGAAAUGUAAUUCAAAACAAAUCAAAACUUAUCUCAUGAUACUUUUUAAACUACUGCAGUACAUAAAAACCUAUGACGUCGUUUUUUUAAAUACUUCUUAAUCUGCAAAUUACUAAUUUAUUUAUUUAUUAUCUUUUAGAUCACAAGUUCUGCUGAAACAGAGGCUAAAACCCCUCAAGGUCUUGUAAAGGGACAUGCUUAUUCAAUAACUGGCAUGGACAUGGUAUGUACAAAAUUAAAAUACCCAGAGUUAUUUAAGAAACAAAGUUCAAUGGCACUGAUAAGUCAUCAAUAUUUUGUGUGUUUUCCUCUCACAUGUUACACAUCAGCACUAUACAAUUUGUCAAAAGAUUACAUUUGUUCUGUACUUCAUAACACUAUUUUUGAUUCAGCCAUGAAUCAACAUUCAAAUUCACCAAACUCUAAAUGGCUGCGCACCAAUUGGGACAAAACCAUUGCACCAGGCCACUCGGAAUGCAAAAUCUGGACAUUAUUCACACUACUUAACAAUGUCCGUAUUUUCAAACCAAAGGAGCAUCAGUUUGUCCCAGAUUUCAGUUGGACUGAAUGCUGCCAGACAGCUGAAAUCUGGACCUUCGUCAUCAAAAUCUGUGAUCGGAUGCUUCAAAGCCAAGCACAGAUGUAAAAAAUCCAAAUUAUUGCUUUCUGGCAGCUGAGGUUACUAAAUAAAAAAAAAAUGUUGAGGGAGUACUCCAACAUCCCAUCUUACCACCUAUUGUCAGUGGAUGGGUGUUACGUAUUAAAUGUCGUGGAACCUUGUGUGUGUCCCCAGCCUCACACAUGUGUGGCAAGCUAUUAAUGUUAUAACACCUGGGGGGACCUAAUGUCCCCCUAGCCCUCACCCACAGCUAGCAGGUGGGGUCUUACAGUAAAAUAUACGUUGGCCCAAGCCCCUAGUCACUCUUCCAAUAAAAAUAUUCUAUCCACCCCUAAUAAUUUAAUGUAUUUACUUCACAGGUCUUCUCUGUUGUAAAGUCUUUUUUUCUUCAGAAAAAAAGCUAUUACAUCUCGACAACAGAAAAAGGGUGUUCUAGUAUGUACUAAAGCUUGCCAUGAAAGGGGUUGAAUAACUUUGAGACUGGAGAAGUCAUUAUAAGUUGCAUUUUCUGUUGAAUUUGGGGAAACCACUUGACGCAUUCAUUGUGUGAGCUAUUUCAAUUGUUUUUGUUUCAUUUGUUCAUUGCAAACCGCUAACAGACUAUAAAUUAUGACAAUACACCGGAUUUUCAAUAGAGUCGAAUAAUAUAUAUAUAUAUAUAUAUAACAGAUAAAAUUCGUAUUACGGCUACAAUCUAUAUAUAUAUUUAAAGGGACACUAUAGUCACCAGACAACUAAAGCUUAAUGUAUUUGUUCUUUUGUUCUAGUGAGUAUACUCAGUCCCUGAAGGUUUUUUAAUGUAAACACAGUCUUUUCAGAAAAAAGGCAGUGUUUACAUUUUUUCCUAGGGAUGCAUCCAGUAGCCACUUCUCAGAUGGCCACUAAAGGUGUUUCCUGGGGCAGUGCUGCACAGUGUGCAAAUCAUGCUGAAUUUUCCAUAUAGCGAUGCAUUGAUUCUAUGAGGAGAUGCACACUGGCCAAACCGGUGUUUAGCCCCACCCUGCUUCCUUGACAAUUUCAUCCAAUCCAAUUAUUUUUUAUUGGAAAGCAUUGGACUGGCUGAGAUCAUCAAUUCUGAUAAUGUCAGUCAAGGAGGUGAAUCGGGCUGGUGCCAGCACUGGAAAUAAGGUAGGUUUUAUUAGGGAGGUUAAGGGGGAGCAAGCCACUUAAAUGGUGGUUUUAACACUAUAGGGUCAAAAAUACAUGUUUAAAAUGUGUUAAAACAAUGUUGUCGUUGUUUUUUUUACCUAUAGGUAACUUACAAAGGUCAAAAAGUCAAACUUAUUAGAGUCAGGAACCCCUGGGGACAGGUAGAAUGGAAUGGAGCGUGGAGUGAUAAGUGAGUAUUAGAAAUUAAAUACAGUGAAAAAUAGAGCUACUGGGGCUUACAGAACCAAGCUAUUGCAUGUUGUACAUUUGCAUUACCAUCCAUUUCCUAGUAUGAAUGCCAUUUUAUUGUUUCUGGAAGACUGUGGGGUCUUCUUUAUUACAAAAGUUAGAAUCUCAUUGUUAGAUAAGACAUCUAAUUGAUAUCCCCUCAUGUGGUUAUGAUGCCCUGAGUCUUUGGGUGCAAUAUAUUGUUUUUCUGUCAAAUAAUUUGGAGAGAUUUGACACACCCUAGAACUCUCCCUAUCCCUUAAAGCCUUUCUGCCCCAUGUAAACUGCACUGAUUAUGUCAAAAUUACACUUCUGCAUUAUCCCUACAAAUCUAUCCAAAACUGGAUGACAGUGAAAUGCCUUCUUUUAGGAACAUGUCAUACAACAAACACAUUUUACUAGUUCCAUUAAUUGUUUGGGUAUGUUGGAAAAUAUAAUACUUUUUCAUGUCGUUUUAUUUUAGUGCCUCAGAAUGGAAUAAUAUUGAUCCCGCAGAGAAGAAACGCCUGACUCAGAUAACACUUGAUGAUGGUGAAUUUUGGUAAAGUAUUUAUACAACGUGUCCAUAACUAACAUUUAUUACAGAGAAUACUAUUUCUGCACCAAUUAUAUUAUCGGAUUGUUCCCAUCCAGCACAGUGCGAGUGUAUCGUGCUGAGGGCACUAGUAUCAAUCAGAAAGCACUUCAGCUGUGCUCUCUGCAUGAUCUGUAAGACUGUCAGAUAGCCUGGCAUUCAUUCACAGGAGGUUUACAUUCCCCUUCUCUGGGUGACACCUUUCCAGGCAGGACCGACCAUUAUGGGCAUUACCAGUGACUUAAAGGACCACUAUAGUGCCAGGAAAACAUACCCGCCGGGCUGCAUGAAGAGGAAAGGGUUAAACUUACCUAUUUCUCCAGCGCUGGGCGGGAGACUCUCCUCCUCCUCUCCUCCUCCUCCUCUCCUCCUCCUCGGCUGAAUGCGCAUGCACGGCAUUCAGCCAGUCUCAUAGGAAAGCAUUCAUAAUGCUUUCCUAUGGACGCUGGCGUCUUCUCACUGUGAAAAUCACAGUGAGAAGCGCAGAAGCACCUCUAGCAGCUGUCAAUGAGACAGCCACUAGAGGCUGGAUUAACCCAGUUAUAAACAUAGCAGUUUCUCUGAAACUGCUAUGUUUAUAGAAAAAAGGGUUAAACCUAGCUGGACCUGGGACCCAGACCACUUCAUUAAGCUGAAGUGGUAUGGGUGCCUAUAGUGGUCCUUUAACAUGUCUCUUUAGGUCUGCCUAUAUCUUGUCCCACUUUCAUAUUUCGAUAAGUUGGAAGUAUGCCUACUUUAAAUGUACUGUAUAUGCUUUUCUGUACUGCAUCAAAUGCCUUCAGUGAAUCUUGAUCCUUUUAUCAUUUAAUAAUUAAAAUGUUUUGAAAAAUGUCAGCUAUGAUUAGGCUUUACAGUAAGUAAACACAAUGAGAUCAUGCUUUUUCACUAGAUCAUUGAAAUAGAAAUGAUUGCUAAAUGCCCUGAAAACUAUUAUCCUUAUACAAAACUUGGCUGUGAAAAAUUACUAUUCAAUAAAUAUUGGAAAGUAGGAAAAUUACACCUAAGGAAAUUCGAUAUUUUAUUGGCAAUACAACUGACAUUUUACAUUCUAUAGGAAUCCUGAUUACACGUGUCUUGUGAUUAUCAUUAUACUGCUACUUUCCAUAUUUUAAUUAGGAUGAAAUUUGAGGACUUCAAGCACUAUUUUGACAAGGUCGAGAUCUGUAAUCUUACACCUGAUGCUUUGGAUGAUGACACUACACACAAGUGGGAAGUUUCGGUCCACCAGGGAAGUUGGAUUAGAGGUUCUACUGCUGGAGGAUGCAGAAAUUUCAUAGGUAGGUCAUUUGCUAUAUGUUACAUUUUUUUAUUUCAUUCUAAUUUAAAAUGGUGGGAAAACAAGAGGGAAGCUAAACAUAUGUAAAAAAUAUAUUUGUAAGUAUUUGUGUGUCUGGGAGUGGAUGUCUAGCAAUGGGUGUGAAUGCAGAGUGUAUUUGUUAGUGGCAGUGUGUGCAAAUGUAGUGUGUAUCAGUGUCUAUGCAUGUCAAUGUGUAUAUGGUGGUGUGUAGGGCAUGGUGUGUGUGGUGGGUUUAUAUAUAUAUAUAUAUAUAUAUAUAUAUAUAUAUAUAUAUAUAUAUAUGUAUGUGUCUGUCUGAGACAUAUACCUAUGUCUGUUUGUUUCUUUGAAUGUGUAUUGGUUAAUGCGUCUGUGGGAAUGUUUGUGUCUAUGUGAGUAUUUGCAAAUGUGGAUGAAAGUGGUUAUGUUUGUGUUUGUGUGAGUAUGUAUGUGUAAGUGCAUAUGUAAAUAUGUCUGUGGGGGUAUGACUGUGGGGGCCCUUUCCAAAUCUGGUAAUUUAGUAAGGUGUCCCAAACUUUCUGACGGAAGCCCUCAAUGGCAACAAAGUAAUGCAUAAAAAGCUACAAAUUCCAUAACUGGAUGCAGUAUUGCAUCUGAGAUGAAUAGACCAACAUUGAAACAUAUUUUAUUUUUGAAAAAACACAAUGUGGGUUCCAUGUGGACUAUGGAUGCACAAUAUAUAAGUUAAGGCAGGGCUAGCAAAUUUUUGAAGGAGCAGGUAGAGGUAAAUUACCAUUUUUGCAAGAAACUUAACCUGCUUUUACUCACCAUCUACACCUAUUUUUAACUAUUAAUAUCAUUGACACUAGCCCAAAAACAAAAGUUUUUUUUCUGUUGUGUUUUUCUAUUCUUUAUUGAUAGAUCGGCACAAAAGCAUAUUCAGGAUAAGUUGAGCAAUAGUUGAGCCAUGUACCUCUUGUUUUACAGCACAAAGAUAAGCAAGAAAUAGUAUCUAAUUCAAUCAGAUAUAGCAAGAGUAUAACAAGAAAUAACGCUCUAUGCCUGUAGCUCAGUAUAUGGUGCUGAUAGUGAUAUAGGAACAGCUUACAUUCCUUGAAAAGUAGAAUAUACAACAUCAUAAAAAAAAUAAAAAGAGGGGUUACGGAGUCAGUCACUGAAGGAAACAGUCACACAAGCUAGGAGCUCCCAAGAAAGAUUUGGUGUUUCCUCACCUAAUUGCUAUUACAAAGUCGUUAACUCAUCUACAAACUGCUUUACCACUAUGGAAAAUAAAUCUGAACUCCGCAAGAGCAAAGCAACUCCCUCCUUUUAAGAUAUCGGUACCCUGCUUCAAAGAGGCCUACAAAGAGGCCUACAAAGAUGGUGCCCCCGUGGGAAGACUCAGACCUCGCCUCGGAGGAAGGCAAACAAGAUUACUUCAGAUAUACUGACUGAGCAGAACCCAGUAAGAGCCAUACUCUCCCUGAUUGCGACCCGGUUCCCACAUGGGUGA
This is a messenger RNA of Pelobates cultripes (western spadefoot toad), 33340 nucleotides long. Lineage: Eukaryota; Metazoa; Chordata; Amphibia; Anura; Pelobatidae. The record is from the annotation of a GenBank genome assembly.